AUGACCCUCCCCUCCCCCAUCCCCCCCACCCCCCCUCUCACAAGACACCGCUCCGACACCAUCCUCAGCACCUCCUCUUCCUCUUCCUACCCCAAGGUCCAGACACCAGAGACGCCGUCUAUUCUUAGCAGGUUGUCUUUUGCCGGGGCGGGUCACGAUUUGUUCCGGGAUGAGGCGAAACAAACGGGGAAGGAUCAAGGAUCGCUGGGGAUGUAUACGCUCAAGAGGAGGGCGAGCAGUUAUGAGUUUGGGGCUUUGCUGGGGGAGGCCGCUGUGAUCGAGAGGGGUAGGGGGACCGGAUGGAGUGGGCUUUCUGGGUGGGCGUUUGGUGCUGAUGAGGCUGGUCCGUCCCAUCAAGAGCAAGAGAGGGCAAACAUGCCUUUUGUCGAAAGCCCGACGGAGGAAUCGACAGGCUUUCACUAUCCCCUUCCAAAUGCCUCUUCUACGUCUCCCCCCGACGAGCCUUACUUCUCCCAUGUUCCCAGCGACCCACCCACAGAGCCGCCCUCUCUCCCCACCUCCACUCCAGCACUCACAGACAAGCCCGCCUCCGCCUCCGAACGCCGAUCAUCCUGGUUCCAGAAGGCCGCCCUUGACAAGCUCCCCCGAAGCCGCUCGUCUUUCAAGUCGUUCAGCUCUUCUGGACCUCAGCAGUCUACCUUCGGACCCAGCUCGCAAUCACCCUCCAUCGCUUCCAUCUCCGCCACCAGCCAAUCCACCCCUCCCCAUCCCCAUCCCCAUCCCAAACGCGAAAAGUUCCAAUCCCUCAUCUCCUUCUCGCGUCCUCGCAAAGCUUCGUACUCGUCGCAAUCGCCUUUCGCCGACGCUCCUCCGCCCCCGCCUCCCCAGACACAAGACAAUUCCAACCACGCGCCUUCUCACCCUGUGCCUGUGGCAGGGGGCUACAGGCCUUGGUCUCCACCGCCGAUGCUUCCGAGUGCAGGACCGAGCGGCGAGCAAGUCACAGUCCAGCGAUUCGACUUUUGUAAGCGGGGGCCGACCGGCGACGACGCGCAAUCGCCAGGAGCGGGGGAUGAAGAGUGGAUGGUCAAGGUGGAUAGGAAAGGAAAAGGAAGAGCUGUACCUCUACCUCCCCCUCUCGGGCUCAAUCCCCCUAUGGGGAUCCAUAACCGACAUCACAACCUGCCCCUUCCUGCCCAUUGUACCCCGUUCACGACGGGUGAGACGAAACCAAAAGACAAACCUGUAUCUUUGACGUUUGAACAGCUGCCGCAUGAGAUACGGGUGAUGGUGAUGCGGGGGGUGAUGGAAGGGUGGCCGGAGAGUUUGAGGACGAAGAUGGCGGGAGAAUUGAGGGGGAGGAAAGAGCUCAUCCGUCUCAGUGUCUCCAAAUCAUGGGAAUCCCUCUGCUUCGACGGCCAACUCUGGCCCCACCUAACCCUCUCCUCCUUCGCCCACCUCCUCCACCCCUCCACCCUUUUCCGCAUCCUCCGCCACUCUUCCUCCUUCAUCACCCACCUCUCCCUCCGCGGUAUGGACAAAGUCGGCGGGUACACCAUCCUCUCUGCGCUCGGCGGGCUCUCACCAGAUGGCUUGGAGCUCGGGCUCGAGACGAUGGACCUGCAGGGGUGUUUGGGUAUUUCGUCGAGGGAUAUAUGUUUGCUUGUUGCUCGGUCGGGUCGUUUGCGCCGGCUCUGUUUGCGGAGCGUGCCUCAUGUCACGGUUGAGACGCUCAUAUCGAUCUUGUCCAACGCUCCUUUGCUUGAAGAGCUCGACGUUUCUUACUGCUCCAACAUCCUCCUCCCCGACAUUGCCCAUGCUUUCGCCCACUCAUCGCACCAUUCUUCUCGCCUGCGGAAACUGCGUAUGGCGGGCGUAAACGGAAUGUUCCCAGAGGACAUCUGGACCAUCCUCACCGACUCUGGCGUCCUGCCCGGUCUCGAAGUAUUAGACCUUCAAAACUGCUCCGGCCUCUCCGAAAACACCUUCGCCCCCCUCCUCUCCUCCAACCCCACCGCCCUCUCCUCCCUCACCCACCUCAACCUCUCCUCCACCCCGCUCACCCCGUCCAUCUUCACCCACCUCACUCACCUCCUCCCCAACCUCCAAAUCCUCCAACUCGCGCGUAUCCACCGCUUCUACGACCCCGACGACGAUGACGAUGGACACGCCCUGGCGGAGAUGUUGAAGAGUAUGCCCAAAUUGAGGAAGGUGGAUUUGGAGGAUACGGCGGGGAUGUCGGGGGUUUGUGAUUUGGUGUUGAAGGUGAUGACGCCGGGGGAGUAUGCGUAUGAGGAUGGGGAGGGGGAGGGGGAGGGGGAGGUGGUGGGGAUGGAGUUGGAGGAGCUGAAUAUUGGGUAUGGAGAUGUGACUUCGGAAGCUGUUGUCGAUCUCAUCCACCGGUGUAAAAAGCUGCGUGUUUUGGACGUUGACAACACCUCGGUCGGAAACACCGUCAUGCGCGCAUUCAACCGCCACAUCCCCUCCCCCUCCCCCUCCUCUUCCUCUUCCUCCCCCUCACACCUCCGCCGCCUAUCCCUAAUCGACUGCCCCUCCAUAACAUCCCAAGCCUACGCCCCCCUCUCCCCCCGUACGCGCCCCCGCCAAGGCUGGCCCGGAUGGCAAGCCGUGCCCUUUGGCUACGACCCCACCGGGCACGGGGAUGGGGAUGAGAUGGCGGAUGAGAAGGUGGUGUUGAAGACGUUUUGGAGUUGGAGGAGGGUGGCGGCGCCGAAGGGGUGGAGGGAGGUGAGGAAGGAGGCUGAGAGGGUUGAGAGGGUUGCGGAGGUGGAGGAGCGGAAGAUGAAGGAUGUUGGUGCUGGUGCUGGUGCUGGAGAUGGAGAAAGUGCCGGGGCGAGACCGAUACCUAACGCGCGUGCGAAGGAGAGUGUAUCUAGGAUGAAGAUGAGGGGGAGUGAGAGCGACGGGCUGUAUGAUGAGAGGGUUGGUUGUGUUAUCGCUUAA
Cryptococcus wingfieldii CBS 7118 is the source of this 2925-nucleotide messenger RNA. RefSeq lists its product as hypothetical. Gene Ontology annotation, biological process: SCF-dependent proteasomal ubiquitin-dependent protein catabolic process. Gene Ontology annotation, cellular component: SCF ubiquitin ligase complex. The transcript is spliced from 4 exons. NCBI's taxonomy places the organism in Eukaryota, Fungi, Basidiomycota, Tremellomycetes, Tremellales, Cryptococcaceae. Bases 1 to 2925 code for a protein of 974 amino acids. The record is from RefSeq and is a predicted model, not a curated record.